GACUGGCGCAUGCCACGGAGCGCCCCUCGGGCCGUCGCCGCUCCUGCCCGGGCCCCUGCUGCUGCUGCUGUCGCCUGCGCCUGCUGCCCCAACUCGGCGCCCGACUUCUUCAUGGUGUGCGGAGGUCAUGUUCGCUCCUUAGCCGGCAAACGACUUUUCUCCUCGCCUCCUCGCCCCGCAUGUUCAGGACCAAACGAUCUGCGCUCGUCCGGCGUCUCUGGAGGAGCCGUGCGCCCGGCGGCGAGGACGAGGAGGAGGGUGCGGGGGGAGGCGGAGGAGGAGGCGAGCUGCGGGGAGAAGGGGCGACGGACGGCCGGGCGCAUGGGGCCGGUGGCGGCGGCGCGGGCAGGGCUGGCUGCUGCCUGGGUAAGGCGGUCCGAGGUGUCAAAGGUCACCACCAUCCCCACCCCCCAGCCGCGGGCGCCGGCGCGGCCGGGGGCGCCGAGGCGGAUCUGAAGGCACUCACGCACUCGGUGCUCAAGAAACUGAAGGAACGGCAGCUGGAGCUGCUGCUCCAGGCCGUGGAGUCCCGCGGCGGUACGCGCACCGCGUGUCUCUUGCUGCCCGGCCGCCUGGAUUGCAGGCUGGGCCUGGGGGCGCCCGCCGGCUCGCAGCCCGCGCAGCCGCCCUCGUCCUACUCGCUCCCUCUCCUGCUGUGCAAAGUGUUCAGGUGGCCGGAUCUCAGGCAUUCCUCGGAAGUCAAGAGGCUGUGUUGCUGUGAAUCUUACGGGAAGAUCAACCCCGAGCUGGUGUGCUGCAACCCCCAUCACCUUAGCCGACUCUGCGAACUAGAGUCUCCCCCUCCUCCUUACUCCAGAUACCCGAUGGAUUUUCUCAAACCAACUGCAGACUGUCCAGAUGCUGUGCCUUCCUCCGCUGAAACAGGGGGAACGAAUUAUCUGGCCCCUGGGGGGCUUUCAGAUUCCCAACUUCUUCUGGAGCCUGGGGAUCGGUCACACUGGUGCGUGGUGGCAUACUGGGAGGAGAAGACGAGAGUAGGGAGGCUCUACUGUGUCCAGGAGCCCUCCCUGGACAUCUUCUAUGAUCUACCUCAGGGGAAUGGCUUUUGCCUCGGACAGCUCAAUUCGGACAACAAGAGUCAGCUGGUGCAGAAAGUGCGGAGCAAGAUCGGCUGUGGCAUCCAGCUAACGCGGGAAGUGGAUGGCGUGUGGGUGUACAACCGCAGCAGUUACCCCAUCUUCAUCAAGUCAGCCACACUGGACAACCCGGACUCCAGGACGCUGUUGGUACACAAGGUGUUCCCCGGUUUCUCCAUCAAGGCUUUUGACUAUGAGAAAGCGUACAGCCUGCAGCGGCCCAACGACCACGAGUUCAUGCAGCAGCCGUGGACUGGCUUCACUGUGCAGAUCAGUUUCGUGAAGGGCUGGGGCCAGUGCUAUACCCGCCAGUUCAUCAGCAGCUGCCCGUGCUGGCUGGAGGUCAUCUUCAACAGCCGGUAGCCACGUGGGGAGAGGACAGAGCGUGAGCCGAGCGGGCCCAGUCCAAACUACUUUGCUGCUAAUGUUUUCCUCCUGAGUGCUUGCUUUUCAUGCAAACUCUUU
Ceratotherium simum simum (southern white rhinoceros) is the source of this 1562-nucleotide messenger RNA. RefSeq names its product SMAD family member 7 (gene SMAD7). The record is from RefSeq and is a predicted model, not a curated record. Gene Ontology annotation, biological process: cell differentiation; regulation of transcription by RNA polymerase II; SMAD protein signal transduction. Gene Ontology annotation, molecular function: transcription regulator inhibitor activity; I-SMAD binding. Gene Ontology annotation, cellular component: heteromeric SMAD protein complex. NCBI's taxonomy places the organism in Eukaryota, Metazoa, Chordata, Mammalia, Perissodactyla, Rhinocerotidae.